Messenger RNA from Amblyraja radiata (thorny skate), 616 nucleotides. Its product is annotated as testis-specific serine/threonine-protein kinase 5-like. The transcript has 6 exons. Gene Ontology annotation, biological process: intracellular signal transduction; microtubule cytoskeleton organization; protein phosphorylation. Bases 1 to 588 code for a protein of 195 amino acids. Gene Ontology annotation, cellular component: cytoplasm. Gene Ontology annotation, molecular function: tau-protein kinase activity; ATP binding. Lineage: Eukaryota; Metazoa; Chordata; Chondrichthyes; Rajiformes; Rajidae. The record is from RefSeq and is a predicted model, not a curated record.
AUGCGGCCACCUUCCGGAACCUUCUUGUUUUCUUUCAGACGAGGAGGAGAAGGUUGGGAGGCUAUCCAGUUGUUUGAGAGUUUCCGCUCGCCCAGCCGCCUGUACCUGGUGCUGGAGCUGGCAUCCAGGGGUGACCUGCUGGAAUACAUCAACCGCGGGGCGGACAGGGCCCGAGCCCUGGGGCUGCAGGAGGCCGAGGCCCAGCACAUGUUCCAGCAGCUGGUGGGAGCUGUCAGCCACUGCCACAGCAAGCACAUCGCACACAGAGAUCUGAAGUGUGAAAACAUUCUGCUGGACGACAAGGGACACAUUAAGCUGACAGACUUUGGGCUGGCCAGCAGAAGCAACAAGGACAGUCUGAUGAGCACCUUCUGCGGCUCAAUGCCCUACACCGCCCCCGAGAUCCUGCAGGGGCACAGGUACCGAGGGGACCACGCUGACGUCUGGAGCAUGGGCAUCAUUCUCUACGCCAUGGUGGCCGGCAAACUCCCCUUCAACGAGUUGCAGCCGUGCAAACUGCUGGAGGCUAUCAAAGGUGGCAUGUUCUUCCAUGACCGCCUCUCACUGGCUGCAGGAUCUCAUCAAUAAGAUGCUCCAGUGGAAGCCCUCGUCCCGC